This is a messenger RNA of Rhagoletis zephyria (snowberry fruit fly), 3252 nucleotides long. Lineage: Eukaryota; Metazoa; Arthropoda; Insecta; Diptera; Tephritidae. The record is from RefSeq and is a predicted model, not a curated record.
AGCGUCACUGCACUGUGUGCUGCAGUCGACUCUUGUCUUGCAAAUGGCCUUAAACGUCGGGCGCUUGGACUGUUCAAGACCAACUCCACGACGGCUCUCCUUCAAAAGGUGGCUAAAAACUGCGAUUCAGCAGCAAUGGUGCUAAAAAAGGUGACAGAGAUUGAAAACAGCGACCCAAACAAACGAUCCUCAUCGAGCAGUGACAGCCUGACCAGGACUCGAAUGUCCUUCAAGAUCAAGUCUGCAAACAGUACCAGUGUGAACAACAGCGGAACGAUUCUGGUCGGACCCACCGGCGGACNUCGCUACCUUUGGAUUCGCGUGGCGCUGCUCACCAAGCAGCUGGCCAACAUUGUGGAUCACGUGGUGCAGAACAGCUGCAAGUACUACGAGAAAGAUGCACUUGUGUCGGAUCCGGUGGCAGGACAGAUACUGGCCUCGCUGCUCGUCGGCCCCUGCUUCCUCGACUACACCAAGAUGAAGACCAAUGACCAGUUCUGGUCGGACCCACCGGCGGACGAACUGGUGCAGCGCCACCGAAUCUCCUCCUCAAUGGUCAGCAGCAACUCGACCGCCGUUCCGGGGGCGGCGGGAAUCUGCAGCACCUCCACUCCGCCGACUGCCCGCAAGCCGCUGGGCAUGUCCUACCGGCGGCCGAUCUCCAUUGCCAACCAGGUCAAUGGCGAGGACUCCGACCAGGCGACCAGCAGCAGCUCGCCCAACUCUGUACGGCACACUGCCGUGUGCUGGUCACCGCGAGACUACGUUGAAUCGCUCCAUCAAAACUCUCGCUCCACCCUUCUCUACGGAAAGAACAAUGUCAUCAUUCAGCCAAAGGAUGAUUUAGAGCCAAUGCCGGGCUACCUGUCACUGCACGCCGAGCCCUAUGGGCUAAUCAUCAAAUGGACUCCCAAUCAGCUGAUUAAUGGCCGCCCAAGUCAGAACUCGGCGGAGAGUAGUGACUCCAUCUUUAGCCAUUCCUCGGUGGACAAGAGUGCGUUUUGGAAUCAUGCCCUCAAUGUGAGCGUCGAAUCAAUCGUCUACUUGCACUGUCACCAGCAGAAGCACAGCUGUGGCUCCAUUGUCAUGGUCGGUCGGGAUGGAGUCAUGCACCCGCCCAUAAAGUUCCCCAAGGGCGGCCACCUUCUGUCCUUUCUCUCCUGUCUGGAGACCGGUCUUCAGCCAUAUGGACAACUUGAUCCGCCAUUGUGGUCACAAAAGGGAAAAGGCAAAGUAUUUCCCAAGCUGCGACGCAAGGGACAAUCACCUUCACCCCAGUGCAGCGAAGGUGAAGACUGCGUGGAGGAGUGCGAGGAUGUGGCCAGUGAUUACGUCUUUCGAGUCAUUUCGAUGCUCGACAAACCAGAGACUAUCAGUCCUGAAAUGAUGAACCCGAAGGCGGUCACCUUUGCCGAUGAGCAUGAGAAGGACGUCUCGAACAGUCGAGCCCUGGCCAAUGGAACACUGGCCACACUGGGCUCAAGUGAUUCGACCACCACCGAGCCACUGACAAAUGGCAGUCAGAAUGGCCACCUCUCCUCCUCUUCGCUGAUGGACGAGAAGCAGCACAUUCAGAUUCUCUGUGAUACGAUGAAGAAACAAAUAAUAUCACGAGCGUUUUACGGAUGGCUCGCCUACUGUCGCCACCUGAAGACGGUGCGAACGCAUCUCACUGACCUCGUCAAUCAGACCAUUGUCCGUCCCGACGCCCCGGCCGACGCCACCGGAGGGAUCACCGCCGCUCGGUGGACGGAAAUUCGCAACCCCAGUGGGCAGAUUAUCAUCGAGCCAGCCGAGUUCUACAGGCUGGUGUACUACGGCGGCGUUGAGCCCACCAUUCGCGCACAAGUGUGGCCGUACCUGCUGGAGCACUACCGCUUCGGGGACACCGAGGAGAUGAAGGGCAGCCAUGAUCGAGAGAUGAGACAGUACUACGAGAUGGUCAUGUCGGAGUGGCUGGCAGUGGAGGCCAUUGUCCGACAGCGAGACAAGGAGAUGCUGGCCGCCAAUCUGGCAAAGCUAAGCUCGGAGAGCAACAACAGCACCUCGGAGAUGCCCUUCUCCCUGGAGAAGACGCUGGAGAAGACGAUGCUGAGCAAGGAGGUCAAAUCGCAGAGCAAUGAGGUCUUUGAGGACAAUGACGACUUUAGCAUGACUGACAGUCGCAAGUCGUCGGUGCAGAGCGAGAAGGAGCCGGCAAGUGUCGGUGCGGAGGCGGCCGGCGAGAAUCAAGGCGAGCAAUCGACUUCGAACAACAGCAAGGCGGCCCACGCACAUGUGGGCCCUCUUCGGAAGCAGCUAAUGCGACACCGACAGGUGGAGAGUGUGGCCAGUCUGAGUGGGCAGACCAGCUCGGGUGGCAGUCUGCAGAACAUUCUCAUCACCAACCCGUCCAUUGAUCAGAAUCCAAACAACAGCAGCAGCACCAGCGGCAACUCCAGUGAGUUGCAGCAGGAGCUUCUGCAGAGGCAGCUCGAGUGUCUGAGCGGUCUUCAAGUGGACGAGGACGCGUCGCACCUUCCCGUCGACAAUGGCUCUAGCUGCGUCUCGCCGGCCUCAUCUAAUGGAGGAAUUUACUCGGCUGAAACGCUGGACCAGUUUUCCAUAAACCUGCACCGAAUUGACAAGGACGUGCAACGGUGCGAUCGCAACUUCUGGUACUUUACGACGGAGAACCUGGAGAAGCUGCGCAACGUCAUGUGCACCUACGUGUGGAAGAACAUGGAAAUGGGUUAUGUUCAGGGAAUGUGCGAUCUGGUGGCGCCGCUUUUGGUCAUCUUUAAUGAUGAGGUGUUUACCUACAGCUGUUUUUGCGAGCUGAUGAAGCGCAUGAAGCACAACUUUCCGCUCGGCGGGGCCAUGGACACUCACUUUGCCAAUAUGCGCUCUCUAGUGCAAAUUCUUGACGUGGACAUUUUCGAGUUGAUGCAGCGAAAGGGCGACUACACGCACUUUUACUUUUGCUAUCGCUGGUUUUUGUUGGACUUUAAACGAGAACUUGUUUACGCCGACGUCUUUUCAGUCUGGGAGACCAUCUGGGCGGCAAAGCACGUUUCUUCGGCCAGUUUUGUACUCUUUAUCGCUCUGGCUCUCGUUGAGUACUACCGAGAAAUUAUCAUUGACAACAAAAUGGACUUUACAGACAUUAUCAAAUUUUUCAAUGAAAUGGCCGAGCGACACGAUGCCAAGGCGGUUUUGCAAAUUGCACGAGACCUUGUGCUUCAGGUGCAGACGCAAAUUGAAAACAAGUGA